This is a messenger RNA of Saitoella complicata NRRL Y-17804, 438 nucleotides long. RefSeq lists its product as uncharacterized. Lineage: Eukaryota; Fungi; Ascomycota; Saitoellomycetes; Saitoellales; Saitoellaceae. Bases 1 to 438 code for a protein of 145 amino acids. The record is from RefSeq and is a predicted model, not a curated record. The transcript is spliced from 2 exons.
AUGUCUGCACCAAUCAGGGAUCUGUUCUCCCACCUUACGAGCCCAAACACAGCCUCUGCCCCUAAACAAACGUCUACUCCUCUUGCCCCAGCACCUCCACCACCUCAAGAGCCUACAGUCCGCUUUGCGUUCACCACAGAGACGGUACAAGCACAUCCUGGGUAUCCAUGGGCCGUUCCACCAUAUGCGGGCAAGACACCUGCCGGGGUAAAUAAUAUGCAGGCUCCAUCGAGGAACGGAGGAAAGACAUGGGACAGCGACACUGAAUCAAAUGCAAAUUCGGGUCUGCAAUCAGGGGUCGCUGGGCAGAGGGGUUCGACUGGUGGAUUUGGAGAGCAAGGGAAGAGGAUCGCGAUUAAGGGCCAGAAGGUUGCGCCGAAGUUGGAGAAGAGGGCUUUGAGUACUUGGGCGUCGGAGAAAUUCAAGAUUGUGGCAUGA